AUGGGUUACGUUGAUAUAAAAGAGUUUGGCUUUGACUAUAAAAGUCUAAUCAUAUUCGUCGAUGACAUUGGCAUCGGGGCGGAGAUCCUGGAGGAGUUGCUGAAGAGGCUGUCGGAGGACGGAGGUGUCAGUGGCAGGGAGAGAGGUGGAGAAGAAGAAGAAAAAUGGCUUCAGACUUCAAUGACAGAUGUAAAAGUUGGGUCCCAUCAUUCAUCAACCCUCGUGUCAUCACAAGACUCUUGUUCUCUGAAAGUAGAUCCAAGGCUCUCUAUUCCUUUUGAUUCAACUUCAUUUCGCUGUGUUCGUCUUUGGCCCGCUCACAAUUUUCUUCUCAGGUAUGGAAAGGAUUCAGCAGACACAAUAAACUUGGUGUUCUCAUUCCCAGCAGACAUAGGUGCAUAUGCAGCACUAGGGUUCUCGGAAGACGGCGGAAUGGUGGGUUCCGACGCCUUCGUGGCGUGGGUCGACGGGGGUAAUAUCCAGACCCAAGCGUACAGGUUGAGAGGGAAAACACCUGAACAGGUGAUCCCUUAUAAUGAUCAACCUAAUACAGAACCUAUUGAUCCUACAACUCAACCCACAGCAUAUGUGUACAAUGCAAGUCCAGUGACGGCAGCUCCGUAUCUGAUUUUGGCCAUUGGACCCAAACACUCCUUCCCUUCUGCUCCCAAUUACCUCCUCUCCAAACACCGUGAUUACAUUGUCCUCAAGAUCAAUUAUAAUACUGGUAAAGUGACCUUAAUAUCUUCGUCGAUGCUAAGAAAAAGCCAUGGAUGGCUGAACAUGAUAGGAUGGAGUCUUCUUAUGAUGAUAGGAGCCAUCGUUGCUAGAUACUGCAAGCAGUGGGACCCACAUUGGUUUUAUUUGCACACUUCCAUCCAAGCAUUUGCUUUCCUUGCUGGCGUGGUUGGAAUCAUAUGUGGCUUUGCCUUGACUCAGAGAAUCUACAUUACUCAUCACAAAAACAUAGGAAUUCUCAUUCUCGUCCUUGGAUGCCUCCAGGUUAUAGCUUUGGUAUUGCGACCACGAAAGGAAUCGAGUUUAAUCCGAAAAUAUUGGAAUUAUUAUCAUCACAAUGUUGGCAGGAUCUUAUUGAUCUUUGCAUUAGUUAACUCAUUUUAUGGACUUAGCUUGGGAAGAGAAGGAUCGAGUUGGUUUGCCGGUUAUGGAGCAACGAUUGGCUUCUUGGUUAUUGUCGCCAUUAUUUUGGAGAUCAGAAUGAGAAUCCUGUCUAAAAAGGAGGUCAAACUUGGUCAACGGAGGAACAACAACGACCUUGAAUUAGUGGGCGCAUAA
Molecule: messenger RNA, 1296 nt
Organism: Prosopis cineraria
Lineage: Eukaryota; Viridiplantae; Streptophyta; Magnoliopsida; Fabales; Fabaceae
Product: cytochrome b561 and DOMON domain-containing protein At3g07570-like
Exons: 5
Coding region: 1-1296 (431 amino acids)
Source: RefSeq, a predicted model, not a curated record